Messenger RNA from Caenorhabditis angaria, 681 nucleotides. The record is from the annotation of a GenBank genome assembly. NCBI's taxonomy places the organism in Eukaryota, Metazoa, Nematoda, Chromadorea, Rhabditida, Rhabditidae.
AUGUCACUCGAAUGCCCGACAGAAGCUCCGUAUUAUUUCAAAUUUGUUUUACAUACUCUUGGGCUUAUCUCAAUUCCAAUUAACAGUUUGGGAUGUUAUCUCGUCAUUUUUCAUUCAGCAAAACACACAAACUACAAAUAUUGUUUACUGUACUUGCAAAUUGUCACAUUUAUUGUGGAAAUUUAUAUGUCCUGGAUUGCUCCGGGUUAUUAUUUCUUUCCAAUGAUCGGAGGAUAUAUCACAAAUAGUUUUGUGGCUCAAUUUGUAUCUGGCCAUUUCAGUGUCGUUUUCUAUUUCUUCUUCUUUGCUUUCGAAAUGCCAGCAUUAGUUGUAUGUUUUCAAACAAGACAUGAUUAUGUAGCAGAACUUAAGAGAGAAAUGAAACUAUCGAAAUAUUUAACACAAUUUAUGGUUCAUAGUUGUCAUUUAUUCCCAUUUGCCGUCUCAACUCUUCUAUUUUUCUCCGAAUUACCAUAUGAAAAACAAUAUGAAAUAAUCGCACGAGAAUAUCCAAAAUGUUUACAUGUUCUAAAAAUCCAAGGCUUUGCUCUCUAUGAUUAUAAAGAAAAUGUAUAUUUUCUAUCAGUUGGAAUUUUAGUUUUCCUCGCUUUGUUGAUUUAUGGAGGAUAUAUGAUUUUUCUAUCAAUAUAUACAAAUAAGAAAAAGAAGAAAAAUAAAUGA